AUGCAGGAAAUAUUUUCAGUUGGCUGGGCCAGUGCUCAAAAUUGCGGAAAAACACCAAUUCCGCCAAAGGUGGAGGAGAAGCACUCGGUGAAAAUCGUUGGUGGCACCCCUGCCGUACCCUACAGCUGGCCAUGGCAGGUCGAGCUCUGCACAAAAAGUAAAACAUUUUACACUACUCCUGUACACUUUGUCAGCUGGGGAACCUGCGAAUUAUACUGUGGUGGUACGCUGAUCGCACCUGAAUGGGUUAUGUCAGCAGCACACUGCGUGUCAGUUUUUCACGAUGGUUAUGAAGACAGUCCAGAAUUCUUUGGGGUUAAACUUGGAACCUACAAGUACUACGACACUAAUGAGGACGGAGAGAUGAUACGCGAUGUAGAAAAAAUUUACAAACAUCCCAAAUACAAGAACCCAAAGAGAUAUUCUAAUGAUAUCUCUUUAAUCCAUGUGAGAAAAAGUUCUAUUACCGCUUCAAAACCUCGAGGCCCAGUAAAUUACACAGAUCAUAUUCAACCAAUAUGCCUUCCUAAGUCUGUAAAAGACAUUGUUGUGGAAGGAAAGCUUGCCUACGUAACAGGAUGGGGAGCAACAUCAGAGGGCGGUGAUGUGUCUGACGAGCUUCGUCAAGUUCAUGUUCCAUUCCUUAACAUGUCCCACUGCAAAAAAGAAUAUCCAGGCCGCAUUGACGAGACAAUGGAAUGUGCUGGCGCAGAAGGGAAGGACAGCUGUCAGGGUGAUUCUGGAGGCCCACUGGUGACGAAACACGAUAAUAAUGGUCGCUGGUAUCAAGCCGGUAUUGUAUCGUGGGGAUCAGGAUGUGCUGAAGCUGGUUAUGCAGCUCAUCCUACUGUAGGAUGUAAAUGGUAA
Molecule: messenger RNA, 867 nt
Organism: Enterobius vermicularis (human pinworm)
Lineage: Eukaryota; Metazoa; Nematoda; Chromadorea; Rhabditida; Oxyuridae
Source: the annotation of a GenBank genome assembly